UACUACGAUUUAGCUAGUAACACUGUAUUGCAGUGUCAAAUACAGAUCGAAGAAACCGGCGAUCGUGCUUCUUUUUUGUAGAAAAAUAUUUUUUUGAUAUUUUAUUUUUGAGAUCAUUAAAUUUAUUACAAAAGACGUGUCAGAUAAAGUUUUAAAUAAUUAUUGACAGUUUACAAUUUUUCGUACCGCACUUUUCUGCUGAAGACUACCGAAAAUUUACCACGUGUACGAGUGCAUGUUGUUCUGUAUAAGUCGCAAGCUACCAGAAUACAUUUUAAAGAAAAAUAACGUGGCCUGCGUCAGCUCGCCGCGAGCCAUUAACCUAACUCGCGUGCACGGGAUCGCUUGAAAAUGGCCAUGAAGACAGAAGGCGAUCUCCGGGAUGGACUGUCGGCUACAGAAAUCUUCGCCAACAGCGAGGGCCUUACGUAUAACGACUAUUUGUUGCUUCCCGGAUACAUAGACUUCACUGCAGAAGAAGUUGAUUUAACGUCCCCGCUCACUAAGAAGAUCAACUUGAAAUCACCCCUGGUUUCUACGCCCAUGGACACUGUGACCGAGGCGGACAUGGCCAUUUCUAUGGCCUUAUGCGGCGGUAUAGGCAUCAUUCAUCACAACUGCACACCUGACUACCAAGCCAAUGAGGUACACAAAGUUAAAAAGUACAAACAUGGCUUCAUCAGAGACCCGGUUUGUAUGGGGCCGGAGAACACUGUGGCCGAUGUCCUGGAGGCUAAGAAGAAGAAUGGAUUUACAGGCUAUCCUAUUACAGAGAAUGGUAAACUAGGUGGCCGACUUAUUGGCAUUGUCACAUCUAGAGACAUUGAUUUCAGGGAGGGAUCGCCACAACUCAGUCUGAAGGAAGUGAUGACGCCUAUACAAGAUAUGAUUACGGCACAGUCAGGAGUCACCCUUCAAGAUGCUAAUUACAUUCUGGAGAAGAGCAAAAAAGGAAAGUUACCUAUUAUUAAUGGAGAUGGUGAGCUUGUAGCCAUUGCAAGAACAGACUUAAAGAAAGCUCGCAGCUAUCCAAACGCUUCAAAAGACUCCAAUAAACAACUGCUGGUGGGAGCUGCUAUUGGUACUAGAGAAGCUGAUAAGAGCCGCCAACUAUUAGUUAACAAUGGGGUAGACGUCAUUGUGCUAGAUUCAUCACAAGGAAACUCAAUAUAUCAAAUAGAGAUGAUAAAAUUCAUUAAGAAAACUUAUCCCAACAUCCAAGUUGUAGGAGGGAAUGUUGUUACCAGAAUGCAGGCAAGAAAUCUUAUUGAUGCUGGAGUUGAUGCUCUAAGGGUUGGAAUGGGAAGUGGUUCUAUUUGCAUAACACAGGAGGUGAUGGCAUGCGGAUGCCCUCAAGCUACAGCUGUAUACCAAGUUGCAUCUUAUGCGAAACAAUUCAAUGUGCCAGUUAUAGCUGAUGGAGGCAUCCAGUCAGUUGGGCACAUCAUAAAAUCCCUCGCCUUAGGAGCAUCAACGGUAAUGAUGGGCUCUCUGCUAGCUGGCACAUCUGAAGCACCCGGAGAAUACUUCUUCUCAGAUGGAGUGAGGCUGAAGAAAUACAGAGGAAUGGGCAGCUUGGAAGCUAUGGAAAAUAAGGAUGGUAAAGGAUCAGCGAUGAGUCGCUACUUCCACAAAGAAUCUGAUAAACACAGAGUCGCCCAGGGAGUGAGUGGCAGCAUAGUGGACAAAGGGUCGGUGCUUCGUUUCCUGCCAUACCUUCAAGCUGGCAUGCAGCACAGUUGCCAGGAUCUUGGUGCACGCUCUGUUGCCAAAUUACGUGAAAUGAGUUAUUCUGGAGAUCUGCGAUUUAUGAAGAGGACAUAUUCUGCUCAACUUGAGGGCAAUGUACAUGGUCUAUUCUCAUAUGAAAAACGGUUAUUUUAGUAUAAAUGGAAUAUUUUAAAACUUUAAAUUGUAUCCCUUAUUUGGCGGUAAAAGAUUUGUAAGUAAUGUUAAUGGAAUCUGCUUUAUUUGUAUAUUGGUCUUUGAGACUAAGAGUAAAGGAAAUUAUUAUAAGGAGAUAUAGUCUUAUUUUUGUUUGUUAGUAUGUAAGUGCUUGGUAAUACGGACCACAAGUGAAAAAUAUAUGAAAUGUAAUAAAUUUUGUGAAACAGUA
Messenger RNA from Manduca sexta (tobacco hornworm), 2116 nucleotides. Its product is annotated as inosine-5'-monophosphate dehydrogenase. Gene Ontology annotation, cellular component: cytoplasm. Gene Ontology annotation, molecular function: IMP dehydrogenase activity. NCBI's taxonomy places the organism in Eukaryota, Metazoa, Arthropoda, Insecta, Lepidoptera, Sphingidae. Gene Ontology annotation, biological process: GTP biosynthetic process. The record is from RefSeq and is a predicted model, not a curated record.